CUCAGCGCUGACACUGAUGACUUAAAAGGUUGACAUCUGAGAGAACAUUAGCAAUAUGACGCAAUACGUUGACAGAAACCAGGUGUUAAAAACCACCAAGGUGCGAACAUCGCUGAAGAAUGAUGGCAGCUGGAUCCAAAGCUCCGAACGGGAAAAAGAAGAGCAAGACCAAGCAGGGACGGACCUCUGUGAGAAGACCAAACCCGCUGAAGUCAAGCAGAAGUCAUACGUCCUCUCCACGGCAAAGAUAUUUGAAUCAGUGGAGGAUCCUGUGAGUCUUCCUCCUGCACCGACAACUGAAGGUGAUUCAACUACAGAAUCACUAUCACUAAUGACAAACGGUGAAGUUGUUCUUCCCCAAGAAGAUGCUCAGCCUGGGGGGUCAACAGAGGAGACAACAGACAAUACAAAGCCCAAAGAACAUACAGAAGAACAAAUCCAAAAUGAUGAAGCACAACCAGGCAACACAGCUGAAGAAAACAAGGAAGCAGUUGCUGAUGAACCAGUCGACCAAUCAAAUACAGGAGACAAACAGAGCACUGCUGAAGUCUCGGCAGAUAUUCAUGUCCAAAAUGAAGCAGUGACAUUUUCUUCAACAAAGGAAAACCCAGAUGCAGCAUCUCCUGCAAAGCCAGCCGAGCAACCGGUGGUAACAGCUGAAAGUGAAGUGGAACAUGCUGUUACAGCAGCUGAGCAGUCGUUUGGAGAUCCCACCCAGGACAAGGUCUCUGCAGAUGCUGGCGUGGAAGAUCCUGUUGCAGAAACCUCAGAUGUGGCUGAAACAGAGGAGAAGAACGAACCUGCCGAAGUCCCCGCUGAUGCUUUCGAGGUCAAACCUCAAGAGGAACCUUCAGUCGAAACUGAGCCAGCAAAUGAUGCACACUUGGAGGUCGCCACGGUAGUAUCAACUGAACAAGCUGCUGAGGUUCCCCAGGAAGAUGCUGGAGAGGUUUUUGAGGCUGUAGCUGCGGUUGUGGUGGAGUCUUCAAAUGAUACGAGUGACGGGAUUCAUGCAACACCAGAAGAAGAGGCUCCUCUGAAAAACAGUGUGGAACCAAUCCCAGAUUUAUUGUUCGACUCUCUAGCCAAUUCAUUAAAUCUCAAUCCUGUAUCAGAAUCGCUGAAUCAGUCUGCUGCCAACACCACGGCUGAGUCUGAAGAGGCUAAUGUUGAAGCUGCAGCUCCAGAAGAAGCAGAUUUAAAGACCAGAGUUGAGGAGUUGCCAGAGGGUAAAGUCCAGCCUGUUGACGACACCGCACCUGAGAAAGCAGCAGAUCCUGUGCAGGUGGAGUUGGACAUCACUGACGCUGUUGAACCUAUAGCAGCCUCAGAGGGUGGAGCGGUUCAGAGUGUGUUACCUGACGGAGGCAUUGAGCUGACUGAUGCAUUGGAUGUGGAGCUGCCCACAACUGAAGCUGCUCCUGCUCCUGAACCUGUGGACGAUCCCCAACAGUCCCCCUCAGAGGAGGCGGAACCGAACCAAUCUGAUGAUACCAAUACCACUGACUUGUUUCAAAAACCCAGAGAUGAGCAACAAUCCAAGCACCUUCUGAAAGUGACCAGUGAUGGCAAAGCUAUUUGUUCGUUCUGUGACACAAUUAUUGAUGGACUGAUCAAGCUCACAUUCAGCGACCCUCUGCUGACCUGCCAUGCUGAGUGUCUAAAGUGUGGUGUGUGUGCUAAGGGCCUAGGAGAGUUGCUGAGGCCCAUGUUUCUGCGUGACCAGUUGAUCCAGUGUGAUGGCUGCUUCUUCUCGAGACGUGAAGCCUGACUGUUGUCAGAGGACUCAAAGUAUACUGUGAUUAAUGGGCUGAGAACUUCAUCCCUGUUUCCUUUAGGCUGUUAAAAUUUAUAAAAUGUUUCUCAGUUAACGCUUUUAAGUACAUUUUGUCAGGAUUGGAAAAUCUGCAAAAAGCCUCUGCAACUUAUUAUGUCUUACAACUACUGCCAAAGAUCCUUGAAUGAAAUACUUUGCAGGUAGCAUGAAUGAUUUUGGGUGCAAUGUA
Messenger RNA from Platichthys flesus (European flounder), 2006 nucleotides. Its product is annotated as enolase-phosphatase E1. NCBI's taxonomy places the organism in Eukaryota, Metazoa, Chordata, Actinopteri, Pleuronectiformes, Pleuronectidae. Bases 56 to 1771 code for a protein of 571 amino acids. The transcript is spliced from 10 exons. The record is from RefSeq and is a predicted model, not a curated record.